AUGGGCGACAUCAUCACGCAUCAUCGCAGUCUAUCCAAAGGGAUGCACCGAAACGCCUUUGUCUUCGAAUCAUGCCAUCUGCGAGUCCAUGACCGUAGGACUCGGCCAUGUCAGCACCAUUUGGCUUUUCAGCAUGUGAGGUCGUAUCACAUUACUAACUACAUGAGCUCAAAAGGAGGAAGUGAGGACGUCCUCUCCAGUCCUGCUUCACGCGAGUAUCACGAAACGCACAUCAUCUCAUCUCAGAUGGUGCUUUUGAGAGUGAUCGCCCUUGCGGGCAUUGCUGCUCUGUCUUCUGCGUCGGACGGAGAUUUGGGUACAACACUCUCGACAAAGUACGUCGAACAUUCUCCUGGCGCCGAAACGACUUAUUCGACUAGCUGGCGUAUCAAGAACGCUCCUACCACAACUAAACUUGACGGAGACGACGAUGGCUGGACUGUCGUUUCUGAAACGGAGUCUAUAGUGACAGAGACGUCCACGGCGAAUGGCACUAUCGACUCCCGUCCGAAUAAUGCUAUGCUUGCACAUCGAAUGGCGAUGGUUGCCGCCGCGACAUGGGGCAGAUUCCCUACUAAGCCGGACGAUGAGACCGAGGCCUGUGCCAAUGGUACCACUGCCGACCAUGUUGGCAGAUACAACAACUCGACUGUCAAUUGCACUGCCUUAAUGUUUGGCGACAGAUGGCACGGAUGGGAGUGUGACGAGGCCUGCCGAGUCACACUCGCAGACGCCCUGCCAGCAGCAAUUCUAUCGGUCGUCGGACCAGAUCAAGCCAGCUCGGACGCGGUUCAGCGGUCCAUCAGAGACACCCGGGAACUGUUCGGACGACCUAUCAGUUUCUUGCGUCUUGCACGAUUCUCUAAUCUACUACGCCAGGCAGAACACUAUCUUGGUGUGCUCUUCCGCGAGGGAGUAGCCGAUAUAGAAAGCUUCAACACCAAUCUGUGGGACCACAUACGCACCCAAAUCGAGAGGAUUGCUGCCGGCUUCCACCUAAACCCUGCCGCAACAAACCAAGUCACAUAUACUAUCUGGGAGUUCCAGUUCCACCUCCAGGCAUGGUUCGAUGUCGCAUUCGAGCCAGCUCCUGACCCCCUUACACCAGAAUACUUUGAUACGAUAGAGGAAUACGAGCAAUACAUACGCCGACUCUUGGAAAGGCGAACGCUUCUGAGACAUACGCUGGACACUGUUACCGCUGACGAAACCGAACCGCUGCUCGAAGAGUUAUACCGAGCACAGCCUGAUUUACCUGAGGAAUUGGCCGAGAGGUUGUAUCGGGAAAUCGCGCCUCCGCAAUAUGAUCCUGAUGGUCGCCCUCCGGUGUACGAAGACCCGCCUGCUUAUGAAGCCAGGCGAUACCGUGCUGAACAGGAUCUUUAUGAUUCAAUGAGCCGGCUUGCAGAGUUCCCUCCAAUCCUAGAGGAGUAUGUAAGGUUUGGAAGACAUGACUCGUGGCCAACUCCUGCUCCCGUCACCAAUAUCCCUGGCACGACAAUGCCUGUCUCACCAACGGUAGCACCUACCAUUAUGCCAACUGAACUUCCUGCCCCACCACCAGGUACACCUGAGACGAGCAGGAUUGACCUGGCUGAAGACGGCAUGCUCACCAUCGCCGGCAGCGGUGCCUGGGCCAUCGCCGCCGAGAUUUCUCUCACCCUCUUCAACCACCUCACUACUUGCACACCUAUAGACCUGGCAACUUGGACCUUCAUCCCUCGCGCUACAUCCUUCCUAGCCCAUGGCAGAGUCGCCUCUUGGAAUGGACACGGUGUAGAACAGUGUUUCGCAAGAGAAAUUUCUGGACUCGGUGGCCCUUCAGCAGAAAGUGUUGUCACUCAAGGCUUCAAAGAGUACGAGUUGAAACUUGAGCUGGAGAUCAAUCCUAAUAAGCCUGUUGACAAAGGAGCACCUAACAAGGGACCACCUGAAGAGGAAUCACCUGGCAAAGGCAAAGACAAAGUCAAAGACAAAGGCAAAGAUAAAAGCAAGGGCAAGAGCAAGAGCAAAAGUAAAGACAAGAGCAAGAGCAAAGGCAAAGGACCACCCAGUGAGAUUCCACCUAAAGGCGGAAAGAAGUUGAAAAAAUGUACUUUGUGGAUGAUACUGCUAGGUUGGCCACUUUUUGGGUUGUGUUGUCCAUAA
Messenger RNA from Aureobasidium melanogenum CBS 110374, 2148 nucleotides. RefSeq lists its product as uncharacterized. Lineage: Eukaryota; Fungi; Ascomycota; Dothideomycetes; Dothideales; Saccotheciaceae. The transcript is spliced from 3 exons. Bases 1 to 2148 code for a protein of 715 amino acids. The record is from RefSeq and is a predicted model, not a curated record.